AUGACGAACUUUGUGGAUUUUAAUCAGGUCGAGUCCAAGAUGGAGAAAAGUGUAAUAUCUGAGUUUUUCAAUGGCCGAUCCGUAUUUGUCACCGGAAGUACGGGUCUCAUGGGAAAAGUGCUCGUCUGGAAACUGUUGUACAGCUGUCCGGGAAUAAAAAACAUUUUCGUGUUGAUAAGAUCGAAAAGAGGCAAGUCUGCUCUUCUGCGAUACCAGGAAAUCAUAAAAGCACCGUUGUUUGAUUCCAUUAGGAAAACGAACAAAUCGCUGUUGUCCAAGCUGCAAGUGGUGUGCGGCGAUGUAGGUCUGGACGGACUGGGCAUCACACAGGAAAUUAAGGAAAGGCUCAUAUCGGAAGUGUCGAUUGUUUUUCACGGAGCGGCCACGUUGAACUUGGACGCGUCACUGACCGAGGCCAUAAACUUGAACACAAGCGGAACGCUACGCAUGCUCGAAUUAUGCUCAGAAAUGAAAAAUUUAGAGGCUUUCGUACAUUUCUCCACGGCGUUUUGUCACGUAGACCUGGACACAUUGGACGAGGAAGUGCACAAAUCGACUUUCGACGCAUACAACAUAAUGAGGUUACCGUCUUGGCUCAACGAAAACUCCAUCAAGAUGGUCACGCCUCACUUGAUAAGUCCACAUCCGAACACUUACACGUUUUCUAAACGCCUGGCCGAAGAUGUUGUCAGCGACUUUUAUCCCCAGCUUCCGGUCGUCAUCGCAAGGCCUUCAAUAGUAACGCCAGCGCUCAAGGAACCUCUGCCCGGCUGGGUGGACAAUCUCAACGGACCCACAGGAAUAUUGGCCGCGGGUGGCAAAGGCGUACUCCGGUCCGUACUUUGCAAUUCGGAAUACACCGCCGAAGCCGUGCCGGUGGACUUUGCAAUAAACGCCGUAAUCGUGAUCGCGUGGAAAACGGCAAUUUCCAAACAAAAGACCAAUGUUGUUCCUGUGUAUAAUUUGACUCAGCACAACCUGAACCCAAUGACUUGGGAUGUCGUUAUGGCCAAAGGCAGAGAAGAGACGAUGAAAAACCCGUUCGAGCUCAUGUUGUGGUAUCCCACCGGGUCGCUGACGUCCAACCGAUUCAUUCACACUUACAAAGUGAUAUGUUACCACUGGAUACCGGCCUACCUUAUCGACGGAAUUUUGUUUUUGCUCGGCCAAAAGCGUUUCAUGAUCAGAGUUCAGCAAAAGAUAUCGGACGGCCUUCGAGUCCUCCAAUAUUUCACUUUGCGCAAUUGGGACUUCACAAACGACCGGCUGUUGGCGCUCCGGGAUAGCCUGUCCGAAGUGGACCGGAAAACAUUCAGCAUAGAUUUCGAGAAAAUGGACAUGGACAUUUAUUUCAGGAAUUGUAUUCUGGGAGCCCGUCAGUACUGCCUGAAGGAAGACCCUGCGUCCAUACCCAAGGCCAGGAAAACCCUGAAAGUACUCUACGUGUUGGACUUGGUGGUGAUAUACCUGAAGUACGCUCUCGUCGCCUGGUUGCUGUACAAGGUGUACAAAACAUUUUCUGCGGUCGUGUAG
This is a messenger RNA of Macrosiphum euphorbiae (potato aphid), 1533 nucleotides long. The record is from the annotation of a GenBank genome assembly. Lineage: Eukaryota; Metazoa; Arthropoda; Insecta; Hemiptera; Aphididae.